AUGUCUGACGUUACCGAAUUGUUCAAGCGCAAAAGGCUGGCAGCGCUGGAAAGAGGAAGCUUGACGCAGUACGAGAUCCCACUAAGCACAGCUGAUGCCAUCAGUCGACACGCGGGCGCAGAAGAUGCAGCAGACGACGAUAACGAUGUCGCUGCCGGACCACCACUUGCACCUGAAGACGACGAGGACAAUUACGGACCCGAGAUGCCCCCCGAUGAUGAGGAAGGUCGAUUCUUUGGCGGAGGGAUAACAAAGCAGGAGUCCGAGAUUCUCGACUACGUAGACGGCCGUGGUGAGGAAUCUGCUGCCCCCGAAAAGAUCGAUGCUGGCUGGGUUCGGAAAACAGCACUGAACUUCGAGAAGCGCAUCACUAAAAAUGCCGAGCUACGCGCAAAGUUUGCUAAUGACCCUCAAAAAUUCAUUGAGAGCGAAGCUGAUCUCGACACCGCUAUCAAAGACCUCUCCAUCUUGGCAGAACACCCCGAACUAUACCCCCACUUCGUUAAGUUGGGAUGCGUCGAGAGCCUCGUCAGCUUGCUGGCCCACGAAAACACGGAUAUAGCUAUCGACGCUGUCGAAAUCAUCGGCGAGCUCAUUGAUGAAGACGUCGAUGCAGCGGACGAAGACUGGGACUCCCUGGUCGAUGCGCUCCUGAAUGCCGAUUUGAUCGGCCUACUUGUAUCAAACUUCUCCCGCCUGGACGAGAAUGAUGAAUCCGACCGCAGCGGUGUCUAUCACGCCCUCGGUGUCAUAGAAAAUCUGCUUUCCAAGACGUCGAACGCGGAAAAUGUGGGACAGAACACCAUGCUGGUCAAGUGGCUCUUGGAAAGGGCACAACGCAAGGAAUCCCCAGUGUCCCAGAACAAGCAAUACUCUACAGAGCUCCUGGACAUUAUUGCAAACGCUUCGCCGGUGACGCGGCGGAGGUUGGCCGAGAUGGAUGCCGUCGACGUCUUGUUGCAGCUGGUGUCAGCGUAUCGCAAACGCGACCCCGAAAAAGGAGGCGAAGAGGAAGAGUACAUGGAGAACCUCUUCAACGCGCUCGUUUGCAUUGUAGACGAACCGGAAGGCAAAAGCAAGUUCCUCGAGGCAGAAGGUAUCGAGCUGUGCCUGAUCAUGCUCAAAGAAGGAAAGAUGAGCAAGCAGCCAGCGAUGCGUCUUCUUGUGCAUAGCGUCAACGACGAUAUGAGUGGUGACCUUUGCCGAAAAGUGGUAGAUGCCGGUGGUUUGAAGGUGCUCUUCUCCCUGUUCAAAAAGGCAACGCAGCACCAGCGGGUGAUGACUGAGAGCCUUUUCGACAUAUUUAGGUCCUUGUUGCGUUUUCUGCCUGCUAAUUCUGCAGAGAGGAUCCGUACAUUGGCUAAGUUUGUCGAAAAAAACUAUGAGAAACUGUCUCGACUCUACGAGUACAGAACAAGAUACAGAUCCAUGCUCGAUGCGCAGGACAAGAAGAUCCAGCAGGAGCGAAGUCGCAUGAGCACUGAAGAGGCUGAGGCCUCGGAGGGCGAGUGGUUUCUAACGAGGAUAGAUGAGGGCCUUUACAGCGUCUGGAAUAUCGACGUUAUUUUGGCGUGGCUCAUCGCUGAGGAUGCCGGCGCAAAGAAGAAGGUACAGAAACUAUUAGCCGCAGACGAGAAAGAUCUGACGGCCAUCAAGGCAACACUGGAGGAGUACCGAUGUGACCUUGACCUAGAUAGGCCCGAGCACAAAGACCUUUCGGAUAUGCUCACAACGCUCAUGGGAUUCUUGCGCUAG
This is a messenger RNA of Colletotrichum spaethianum, 1755 nucleotides long. RefSeq names its product beta-catenin-like protein 1. Gene Ontology annotation, cellular component: spliceosomal complex. The transcript is spliced from 3 exons. The record is from RefSeq and is a predicted model, not a curated record. NCBI's taxonomy places the organism in Eukaryota, Fungi, Ascomycota, Sordariomycetes, Glomerellales, Glomerellaceae. The coding region runs from base 1 to 1755 and encodes 584 amino acids.